GCGCGUAUAUGUCCUUUGAUGAUCACAUUCGAUGUCUCCGCGAGGACACAUAAGUAGUCAAUGAUGGCGCGAUUAGGAAGAUCAAUUCAACAACAACAAACCUCAAUUUUGAAAACUCCAUCUACUCCGAUAUCGAUCUGCGAUCAUGUCGUUCCCCCUUUCGCUCAAAUCCGUCGCCUUGGGUGCUAUUCUUGCCAUCACCGCAUCAGCUGGACUGAUCAAAAAGGCAGAGUCCGUCCCUGCGCAUGUCUGUUCUACACAGACCAUCAGCAAGGGGGAUGACUGGACACAUCUGGCGAGCAGAUGUGGCAUUACCCCGGAACGUCUCCAGAUCUUGAAUCCACUGACGAACCCUACCAAGCUCCUCCUCGACCAUUGGGUCUGCUGCAGUGAAGGCACUCUGCCAGACCACAGCUAUAUGACCGAUCCAACAGGGACAUGCAAGACCCAGACCGUCAGCAAGGGAGACACAUGCGAGAAGCUCGCCGGCCGAUGUGGCCUUGAGUCAACACAGCAAUUCCGUGCUUUCAACCCGUACAUCACCGAGCAGUGCAGUAAUCUCUCCGUCGGACAGCUGGUCUGUUGCAAUCCUGGGAAGCUGCCGCAGAUCAGCAUCGAGGCAAACCUGGACGGAACUUGCAGGCCCACGACCGUUGCUCCGGGAGAAACCUGCGAGGCGCUGGCGAAGAAAUGUGGACUUGCGUCGCUCGAUCAAUUCCUCGGUCUCAAGCAGCCGAAUUUGAAGUGCGAGAGUCUUGCCGCGGGACAGCAGGUCUGCUGCUCGAAGGGAAACCUAUCUCCUUCGCCUGGUUCUGCCCCAAAUUCGCACAAUGCUCCUCCGCCUGAUCCUGCCGCCGGCUCGCACAACGCUCCUUCGCCAGAUUCUGCCUCCAACUCGCACAAUAGUCCUGAUCAAGGCGAUCGUCCAAAUAAAAACUACAAGGGACAGACCUGUGAGCAAACUCUUGCCAGGGCUGGCGAUGACUGUAGUGCAAUUGAAAAGGCAUUCCACAUGGACCCAGGCUCGUUGGACACAAUAAACCAGGAUUAUGAAAAUAAGAACCAUCCUCUAACACCUUCCUGGAAGGGAUGCAACAAUAUCGUACAAGGGCAACUCAUCUGUCUGACCAUCUCAUGUUACUCAUUUGAGAGUUGCACUAAAUAGGCUGCAGGAGAAUGUUCGGUGUAUCGUGUUUCAGGCGCCCAUCGAAAAUAAGACGAAGAAUCGGCUCUCUGGUUGAACGAAAAAGAUGUGCCUCU
This is a messenger RNA of Dissoconium aciculare CBS 342.82, 1260 nucleotides long. RefSeq lists its product as uncharacterized. The transcript has 2 exons. Bases 146 to 1165 code for a protein of 339 amino acids. The record is from RefSeq and is a predicted model, not a curated record. Lineage: Eukaryota; Fungi; Ascomycota; Dothideomycetes; Mycosphaerellales; Dissoconiaceae.